AUGAUCCGACCAACCCCCGCCUCUGCCCUCCGCCUCUUGACCAGCUCUUCGCGGUUUCCUCCAGCAUCGGCAGUGACAAGCAGGUCGACUUUGUUCUCGAGAGCUAUGGCCAGCAACGCGGCGCAGAAGCCGGAUUGGAUUGUGGUGGUGCACGACCGGAAGGAUAGUACGCUGGAGAGGAGGAUGGCCGCGCGAGACCAGCACAUCGGCAACUUGGGGCCCCUGAUUGAUUCUGGGCUCCUGAAGAUGGGAGGGUCAAUCCGUGGGGUGCCAUUGACUGAUUGUCCUUCAGGAGCAAUCCUCAAAAACCACCCAAAGGAGGGUGAAGCCCCACCAAUGAACGGAAGUGCCUUGGUUGUCUCCGCAGAUACAGAGGAAGAAAUCCGUGAGGCAUUGUCUAACGAUAUCUAUGCUAAGACUGGAGUGUGGGACUUGAACAACAUCGAAAUCUAUCCGUUCCGAUGCGCUCUCAACACCUAUGCAAACCCAAAGAAAUAG
Messenger RNA from Ophidiomyces ophidiicola, 498 nucleotides. RefSeq lists its product as uncharacterized. The coding region runs from base 1 to 498 and encodes 165 amino acids. The transcript has 5 exons. NCBI's taxonomy places the organism in Eukaryota, Fungi, Ascomycota, Eurotiomycetes, Onygenales, Onygenaceae. The record is from RefSeq and is a predicted model, not a curated record.